AUGGAAGCGAAGGUUUGUGUACUUAUUGAUGCAGAAAAUGGAGAGUGGAAAGCUGAUCUGAUCCGGGAAGUCUUCCUGGAGCACGAGGCUGACUCCAUACUGAGCAUCCCCUUAGGCACAUUACUACCAGCUGAUAGACUAGUAUGGACAACAGCUGCUAAUGGGAAAUUUAGUGUGAAGAGUGCAUAUAACUUAGCUAGAAGUGGUGAGAAGAAGGAUGGGGGAGAGAGCUCAGAUUCUUCAAUCAUGAAACAUUUUUGGCAGAAAUUACGGAGAGCAAAGGUCCCAAAUAUGGUUAGAGUUUUUGGAUGUAAAGCUUGCCAAAACUUUUUGCCUACAAAAAUGAAUCUAUUCCAUAGGCAAGUAACUGAUGACCCAACCUGUGAAGAAUGUGGCCUUGAACCCGAAACUGUCCUCCAUGUGCUCUGUCAAUGCCCGAAGGCCAAAGAAGUUUGGACCCAUUGUCAUCUGCUUCAUCGAAUUGAGGGCAAAGGAGAUUUUACUGAUGUGCUUUGUUUUAAUGGAAUGAAUCAGGAUCAAGACUCAAACCUGAUGCAUAUGAUUUUGAUGAUUGCGUGGAGUCUAUGGCGAAAUAGAAAUGAAAAGAGGUAUAGGGGAAAAAACCUUGUAGCUGCUGCAAUAUAUAGGACAGCCAUGACAAUGCUACAGGAAAAUUAUUCAACCCAAGAAAAUGUAAGCCAAACUCAGGAUGUCUCACCCAUGCCAGAAUAA
Quercus lobata is the source of this 732-nucleotide messenger RNA. RefSeq lists its product as uncharacterized. The record is from RefSeq and is a predicted model, not a curated record. Lineage: Eukaryota; Viridiplantae; Streptophyta; Magnoliopsida; Fagales; Fagaceae. The coding region runs from base 1 to 732 and encodes 243 amino acids. The transcript has a single exon.